AGUUCUUGGUCGCCGGCGGAAGAUCUGAACAACCUAGCUCCUGUGAGAAAAACGCCACAUCGAAUCUUGAUUCAUAUUUCCUGCAUUCCUAGAAAAGUAAGUCGAUCGGCAAACGGAGAAAACAACGAUUCACCAAGGCGUGACGAUGCGUCGAGAUCCAAAGAUAUUUGACGAAAGAUCUUAUGGACGACAAGGAUUUGUGUCGGGACGAAAUAUGUGUGUUGGCAUUGGCUUCCGAGGAGUCGUCGAAGAAACCCACCCCACGAGCGCACAAAAACUGUUCGGAAGAUGGAUUUGGCUCUGCCUCUCUGAGGUAGACAACAUAUGGGUUGUCGUUUUGUUUGUUUGUCAUCACAUCGCAUCUUGCGAGGCGUUCCUAUUUGCGACAGAGGAUCACCCAGUCGGUUUGCCCUGUCGAGAUCUCAUCGAGCUUGGUGCUUGUUGGACGAGGUGCUCUUGCAUUUCGAUCACGUGCCCUCGGUGGGAUUUCCGGGGUCCGGCGAAUGGUGCCUAUCACUCUUACUACGGGACGCUAGAGAAAAGACCAGUGCGACCAUUUUGAGUAUGUACGAACCUCUUGCUUCCAUGGUUCUGUACAUAAUUAGGUUUCGUGCACAAUUUCUGUUUGCGCUCAGAAAAGGGGGUCUUGGAUUCUUCUGAAAGCUGUGUCGGUUUGUUUGACAUGCCUGCUUUCUGCCUCGUCGACAGGGGCAUUGCCCGGGAUCCUUGUCGUGCUGCGACUCGUGUCGUGUCGGAAUGUUCGAAUUGUCUCUCACUCUUUUGUUUUUUCUGUUGUUGAUUUUGACACCGACCAGUUUCCAAAAGAUAAUCAAAAUGGCAUCUAUUUGGGCACGAUACAACAAAUUGCUGGACACCCAGCCACUUCUGACCAAGUGUCUGACCUCCCUCACCGGGUUCACCGUCGGAGAUAUCUUGGCGCAGAAAUUCAUCGAGCCCAGCGACAAACCGUACGACAUUAUGCGUACCAUCCGCCUGGGAUCCUUCGGGUUUCUCUUCCACGGAAGCACCGGCCACUACUUUUACGGAAUGCUCGACUCGAAGAUGCCCGGAACCAAGCCCGUCACCGUUGCUUCGAAGGUUUUGAUCGACCAGACCAUCUGGAACCCCAUUUUUGGAUGCUGUUUCUUUGGAUUCCUGAACUUUGCCGAGGGCAAGACGUGGGACGACUACACCAAGAAACUCAACUCCGACCUCAAGACCGCCGUCAUGGGAUCCUGGGCAGUUUGGGUGCCGGCCCACACGAUCAACUUUGCCUUUAUUCCUCCCUCCCAGCGAUUGUUGUACAUUAACACUAUCCAGAUCGGAUACAAUAUCUUCCUUUCCUUCCUUGGAAACAAGAAGGCGGACGAAUAAACAAUAAUUCAUAGACGUGUAU
Pseudo-nitzschia multistriata is the source of this 1396-nucleotide messenger RNA. Lineage: Eukaryota; Bacillariophyta; Bacillariophyceae; Bacillariales; Bacillariaceae. The record is from the annotation of a GenBank genome assembly.